CAAGGCCUAACCCGAAACACAGGCGCAGAGGGGGGCUCGGGCGUCGUCCUCAACUUCUACUCCCCGCCGUCGGCACAUCGAUCCUUCGCGCGGCUUGGGAGCCUGAUCGACGGGGGCUGCCCCACGCUGCCAGCUACCUGCGGCGGCCGCCCCACGCUGAUGUAGCGAUAGGUUUGCCCCUGUUUCGCUCAGUUUCCGUGCAGCCGCAGCAGGCAGGCCAGCCGCGACGGGCGCUUCUGCGACGAAGCCGGUGCUCCCCGACCUCGACGACCCUGAGUCGACUCCGCCCUUGAAUUGCUGCCCACCGCGCCCUAAGGGGAGAUGGAGAUGAUGUUGAGUUGGGAGAAGGGGAAAACAAGAUUGGGAUGGGAAGAAGUGUGGAUUGGGUGGAGAAGUUGCUUCUGUUUUUUUGCUGAUGUUCUUGCUGACUUUGGUGAAGAACUGUAUACUCGGGAAGAAUUGUUUCUGUUCUGUAUCUGUCUAUAUGGAAGUUUUCUGUAUCUCGGUCUUGGGGAGGAGCGCAAGUAUGAAUUUAUCACUGUGCUUUGCAAAGUUCUCCUAGGGAGAUUGAUUUCUGUGAAGUAACAGCAUUGCCAUUACUGAUUCUUUUUACUUAUUAUAAUGGCACUAUCCGACUUGAAUGGUACCGAGUUCUUUGAAUAGUUACUGCACUAUCUGAAUUUUUUACUUACAAUGGCACAUAGUUCUUCAGAUAUCAUAAGUUGUUGCUAGACAUUGUCUAUAAAGUGUUAAUAUCAUCUGGAGGCAUAAAGUUAACUAGAUAGUUUGCUGUACUAUCUGAACUUGUUUGAGCGUGGUUAGAAAAAAAAGUUGAAUACCAAUAAAUAUAUAGGAUUUGGAGGGCGAGAUUUGGUCAUUUGGCUAGUCUGUUUGCAGAGUGCUGAAUGAUAUGGAGGGAAAUCUUUUACAAUGGAUGGGCAGAUGAAGUUAUAGAGGGUGGAAUCUGGAGUGUCUCCUGGAGAUACUUUAGUAUUUGGCCUUACCACUUUCAGAGCUUUGAAAUGAUUCACUUCACUGAAUUGAAAGACAGUGGCUCAGUCCGGUCCACUACCAGUCUACCACUCAUGGGCAAGAUAGUGGCAUGGCACAACUAAGGCCGUGGUUUUCCUGAGCCCAUUCCUCGCUCAACAGCAGCAUGUUCUGUGAUGCCGCUUGGGUUGGCGCGAGCUGCGUCAUACUGUGCUCGCCGCACUGGGCCUUCCAUGUCCUCCCUGGCAUGCAUGUCAGGUGCUUGCGAUGCGAUAACCUCAGCAAACAGGCUGAUUGGGCAGCACCUGCGUGCUGGCAGGGUGGAUGCUGUGCGGGAGGUGUUCGACAGAAUGCCACAGCGGGACGUCGUGUCCUGGAACUCCCUCAUGGCUGCAUAUUCCCGUUCCGGGUUGCAUGACAGUGCAGUUACUGUGUUCAUCGAGAUGAGGCGUGAGGGGUUCUGUGCAGACCACACCUCCUUCUCCACUGUGCUGUCGGCCUGUGCAGGGAUGGAGACUCUAGCUCUGGGGAGGUGCAUCCAUGGGCUUGCAACCAAGACCAGAUCUUCAUUGAACGUGUUCGUGGGGUCCUCCCUGAUCACGAUGUAUGCCAGCUGUGGGGUGUUCAGCUUCCUGGAGUGCAUUGUGGAUGAUGUUGACAGUCCAAACGUGGCCUUAUGGAAUGCUCUCAUAUCAGGCCUUGUGAUGAACCACAGGGUAGAGGAUGCUCGCAGGGUCUUCGAUCAGAUGCCAGAGCGCAAUGUUGUGUCCUGGACUGUGAUGAUCAAAGGCUAUUUUACUGUGCACGAGGUGGGGUGGGCAUUGGAGCUCUUUAACCUUAUGCCCACAAAGAAUUCUGUGUCAUGGUGCGUCAUGAUGGGAGGCCUUGUCAACCACAAGCGAUUCAGAGAAGUGAUUGAACUAUUCAACACUUUGAUGAGCAGUAGGGAUGCAGUGACAGAUGCAAUCCUUGCUAAGAUUGUUAAUGCUUAUGCUGGCUUGAAAAGUAUUGGAGGAGGCAGGUGUGUUCAUGGGUUCACUGUGAAGUCUGGGUUUAUUCAUGACCACAUCAUCGAGGCAUCAUUAGUUGUGAUGUACUGUAACUCCUUAGAUAUCGAUGAGGCACAGUUGGAGUUUUAUAAAAUGGAAAGAAAGCAUGUUGGCUCAUGGAAUGCUAUCAUAUCUGGCUGUAUCCAUGCAGGCAAGAUUGAUGAGGCUAGAAAGAUUUUUUAUUCCAUGGAUGGCAGAGAUAAGAUCUCAUGGAAUUUAAUGGUCAAUGGCUAUGUAAAAUAUGGAAAAAUUCCUGACGCUGUUGAGCUGUACUCAAAGAUGCCUGAAAAGAAUUUGGAAGCAUCUACUACUUUGAUGUCUUGUUUUAUAGACAAUGGAAUGCUUGAUAAAGCUCGGGACGUGUUCUACAGUAUGCCUCAAUUAGAUGUGAUGUCCUGCACUACUUUACUCUUUGGAUAUGUGAAAGCAGGGUAUAUAUAUGAUGCACUGGACCUUUUCUGUAGGAUGCAAAAAAGGACUGUUGUCACAUACAAUGUGAUGAUAGCUGGUUUGCUUCAUCAAGGUAAGGUUACUGAAGCUUACAAGCUCUUUGAUGAAUCUCCAACACGAGAUUUAGUGACCUGGAGCUGUUUGAUCAAUGGGCUUGCUCAAAAUGGUUUAAACAGUGACGCACUUAAUCUGUACAAGAAGAUGCUACUGUCAAAUAUACGGCCAAGUGAUUCCAUUCUUUCUAGCCUUAUUAGCUGUUUUUCACAUCAUUCUAUGAUUGUUCAUGGCCAGCAGUUUCACGCUUCUACUAUCAGGCUUGGGUUUGGAUCACAUUUAUUAAUUCAGAAUUCACUCAUCAGUAUAUAUUGCAAAUGUGGUGAAAUGAUUAUUGCCCAAGCCAUUUUUGAUAGGAUGGCCAACAGAGAUGUAGUGACAUGGAACACAAUGAUUUGUGGAUAUGCAUUCAACAGUCUUGGUCAAAAUGCUAUUGAGACAUUUGAUAACAUGAAAAAGGCCCAAGUUGAUCCUGAUGAGAUCACAUUUCUCGGCAUUCUUUCUGCAUGUAAUCACAUGAGCCUUUUGGAGGAAGGCAAACAUUUCUUCAGUAUGAUGACAUGUAAUUAUGGAAUUUUACCAAAUAAAAUGCAUUAUGCUUGCAUGGUUGAUCUGUUCGGUAGGACAGGCAUGCUUGAGCAGGCUGAAGAGUUAAUGAACUCAAUGCCAUUUAAACCAGACUUUGCAAUUUGGACUUCUCUCUUGAGCAGUAGCCGAUUGAAUGGCAAUGACAAGUUGGCAGAGCAUGCAGCAAGUCAAUUAAUUUCCAUCAAUCCUACUACUAAAAUGCCAUACCUGCAUCUCAUCAGUGUAAAUGGAUCAACCAAAAGAUGGAAUGUGAUGGAAAAUUUGAGAAGUCAAAUUAGAAAUGCUGCUACAGAGAAAGAAGUUGGCUAUAGCUGGAGUUAGCAUCUCAUCAUGAUUUACUGAUGUGUACUACACAACAGCAGCAUGUCAACAAGGUACCAGAAUACAAGACUGCCUACAGCCUACCACUGCUGAUUACUGAGGUCAUUUUUCAACUUUUCAUGGUGGAGCCAUGGCCCAUGGAUCACUUAUGCAGAAACUUGUCAGUUUGUCACCAAGCAGGUAAAAUUCUAGUACAUUAUGUUGUUAGCUAACCAUCCCCUGACAUUGAAGGCAUUACCAAGGAGAUGAUUACUUUGUUGCUUUUCAGUACCAUACUGAAUGUGUGAAAUUCUUGGUGUUCAAAAUUCAUGUCAGGUGUGUGGGCACACAUCGAUACGUACCUAAAAUUAGUGUAAAUAUUAUAUUUAUUAUUUGUCAUGACUGAGUUCACAAUGAAUAAGGUAUUGAAAGUUUUUUGUUAAAAAGAACACCAUGGCAUUGGAAGUCAUUUGUUUGGUAAGGCGAUAAAUGAUGGCUAACUGCUGAAUUAAGUUGCCUUUUGCCGUCCUUUAUUUUUUUUAAUAAAAAAGGUAUGACCUGGAUUGUACUCCUCGAGGGAUCAGAGCUGAAUUUCGUUGGUGAAAUAACGAUUUCAUAGUAAGAAAUAAAUGUUGUGGGUUGCCAUAGGAAUAUGUCCUGGACCUGGACUGGUUCACUGCAUUUAAUUUGUUUACUACUUCUGAAAAUCACUUGAGUGCUCAUAAAAUCAGUAGCUGUCACAACUUCUAUUUGUUUAAUGCAAGUGACAAGUUGUUCUAUUCUCAGUUUACCUUGUUGGAGAAAAGAAAAUAUAAUUUCAACUGCAGUUUUGUGGUUUAGAUAUAGUUGUAGCAGUGUAGCAUUUGUUUAUGGACUAAAAAAUUGGCACAAUAUUGUUUGAAACAUGCCAUAACUAUAGGGGAGAUACGGUCCAAGUGAACACAUGGGUAGCUGCUGCUGGUAAAAAUGGCAUGUGUCGAGACUACAGUUCUGUCAAUACAAUCUUGAGAGCUACAAGUGUUCGGGUGAUGAUGAAUUACACUAGAAGGCUUUCAAAAAUGUCAGAUGAAGUUAGGGCUGAGAUAGACCUGUAUUUCAACAGCCAUAAAAAAUGAGAAAAAUGAAAGCUGGGAGCACCUUUUGAUGGUGAUACUCCGAUGCAGUUCAUAAGAAAGGGUCUUACUGAAUUGGAUAAUCAUGCUUUCUUGCUUAACUGUGACUCAGUUAUCAUGAUCAUUCUUUUAUGUAAUGCCUUGUGUAGUUGCACUUUCGUUUGUAUUUGACAAAUAUUGUUCAAUCAUUGACUAACUAGACUUAAAA
Molecule: messenger RNA, 4751 nt
Organism: Sorghum bicolor (sorghum)
Lineage: Eukaryota; Viridiplantae; Streptophyta; Magnoliopsida; Poales; Poaceae
Product: pentatricopeptide repeat-containing protein At4g02750-like
Exons: 4
Coding region: 1167-3452 (761 amino acids)
Biological process (GO): RNA modification
Molecular function (GO): protein binding; RNA binding
Source: RefSeq, a predicted model, not a curated record